Messenger RNA from Prorocentrum cordatum, 432 nucleotides. Lineage: Eukaryota; Dinophyceae; Prorocentrales; Prorocentraceae. The record is from the annotation of a GenBank genome assembly.
GAGCCCGAGCCGGGUGGUCGCCCAGGGCGGCGCCGACUCCGCGGUGAUGAUAGGGAAGAUGAAGGCCCAGCUGCGCGAGCUCCAGAUGGAGAUCCGGAGCGACGAGGAUUCGCUGAAGCUGGUGCAUCGCGGGACCUGCAGAUGACCCAGGAGGCCCACGACAGGAUGCAGAGGCAGGUCGAGUUCGAGGAGCGGUUGCUUGGCAAGAUGGACCCGAACCAGGGCCUCGGGAGGGCGAUCCAGGACCUCGACGGCUUCAUGGCCGAGGUGCACAGAGAUUACAACAAGUGCCGCGACAACCACAAGAAGUGCAUCGGGAUCCUGCAGAAGGAGUUUGGCUAUAACCCACUUUUCAAAGCAGGCAAGCCUGGUGGGCCGCAGUUCCACGGCAAUCCGCACGUAAUGGCCAAGGACCCGCGGAAGAAUGCUUGA